UCAUUAGUAUGAAGCGAGCAGAAUUAGCCACUCGGCCUGAGCUCAAAUGGUUGGUUAAAUCAUCUGGAAUGGAUGAAGCAAGCUUCAUUUUUGUUGAUGAGGUUGAGCUUCCCUAUUAUGAUCAAUUUGGAAAUUUGAAGAUAGUACUCGUGAAUGGAAACAAGCUCCCUGCAAAGCAAGAGGGAUUAAAGGAUGCCGUGACUGAAAUAUUCCAUUGCAAAGAAGUGGAUUUACAAUAUCCUAUGGUCGAAGAAAUAACCAUGGCACGGGACUGCUCAUGUUGCACACUCAUAGCUGAAAUGUUUGCAGUGUCAUCACCAGAAAUCCUCGCAGGCCAAGGAUUUUGUAGACUUCUGUUAGCAGGUAUCCUGUUAGACACAGCAAGUCUGACUAAUUCUAGUUGCACUUCAAAAGACAAAUACAUGACAACACUAUUGCUUAAAGGAGCCGGUCGAUUUGGAUCCAAUGGCCUUUAUGAACUAUUAAAGCGCAAGAUGCAUGAUAUUUCUGAUCUAAAGGUGAGGGAUAUACUUCGUCGAGAAUUUAAGAAGUGGACUAGAGUUGCAGGUAAGCCUAAUAGCACUGGCUCUAGAUUAAGCAUUUCAAACAUAGGCAUGAGUGUCAUAGGGAUUUCACUUGAGGAACUGCUUGCUCAUGAGGAUUCAGCUGUACAGAAAAUAACUCAAUUUCAAGAAUCAGAGAAAUUGCGGUUACUCAUGAUUGUCUCAGGAUAUUAUGAUGAUUCAGAGAAUUUCAAGAUAUCCAUUUUACAUCAGAGGGAGAUCUUAGUCUGUGCCAAAACUGCAGAGCUUAUGAGAAACUUCCAUCAAUUUUUUGAUAUAAACGGAACGAAUCUUCCACUCAAAGACCUGGACAAACUAGGUAAAAGAGAGGAGCUGAAAGCAUUUGAGGUUAAUGACAAAUCGACAUCAAGGAGAUCCAUUGAGCGGCUCUUUGAAGAGUUUGGCGGCGUCGUUACGAAGCAAAACUGA
Messenger RNA from Asparagus officinalis (garden asparagus), 992 nucleotides. RefSeq names its product putative exopolyphosphatase. Bases 9 to 992 code for a protein of 327 amino acids. Gene Ontology annotation, molecular function: exopolyphosphatase activity. The record is from RefSeq and is a predicted model, not a curated record. NCBI's taxonomy places the organism in Eukaryota, Viridiplantae, Streptophyta, Magnoliopsida, Asparagales, Asparagaceae. The transcript has 11 exons. Gene Ontology annotation, cellular component: cytoplasm.